AUGGUCUCAGCAGCGAGCGAUAUGACGCUCGACGAUGCCUGGGAGCAAGUCAGGAGCGGUACAGCGGUAGGAUGGACAAAGGCUUCAUCAAUAGCACAGUCAGGCUGGUCGAAGACAACGAAACGAACUAACAAUUCUUCCGCAACUUCCAGCAUCCUAUCCAUCGCCCUCAUCCCCCGCUCAAUACCAGAAAACUCCCUCCCAGCAAUCCCAAAAUUCACCCUCGACUAUGGCGGUCCCGCAGCGUCCCCCUACAAUAUCUCCAAAGUCGCCCUCCUCAUCGAGAACCGCCCGAACCCCAUCCUCGCUCCGCUCAUGUUGCAUUUCAUGACUGUCGUGCCCCCCGACUGGCGCUUCCGCUUCAUGGGCAGCAUUGAGAGCGUCGCGCUCGUAAAUUCCAGCCGCGCAGUGCGGGAUCAAGUCGCGGCGGGGAAGCUUGAUCUAACCUAUAUCCCGGCGAACAUGACGACGGGAAGCCAGGAGGAAAUCAGCCGUUUCUUGACAACGUUAUGGCUCUACGAGACGGUUCUGCAGCCUGCGGAAUGGCUGCUGGUUUUCCAGACAGAUAGCGUCCUGUGUGCGAAUAGCAGACAGUCGCUCAACAAUUACCUGGAAUACGACUGGGUUGGCGCGCCGUGGAAUCCAGAUGGCAGGUUUGGAGGCAAUGGCGGGCUUAGUUUGCGGAGGGUUAGCAAAAUUGUCGAUGUGCUACGGAAUCAAGAGCGGUUCCCCAACUCGGAACCCGAGGACGUCUGGCUUACGGAUCGAUUGGGACAUCGACCGGGUGCCAAACUCGCAAACGGCACAGUUUCCUUGGUGUUCUCGGGGGAAAUGUUCAGUGGGAAGGAAGUCCAGGUUGGGGGGAAGAAGGGUGGGAAGAAGGAUCCUCUGAAGGCGGGGGAGCUGAUCAAGGGCAUCGACGACUGGAGAGAGGGGUUUUAUGAGCCCAUGGGUUAUCAUACUGGUGGCAGUGGCUCUACGCUACACUCUGGGAUCUGGGGUACGCCUGAGAUGCGCAAGCAUAUCUGGUCGUACUGCCCCGAAGUCAAGAUGACGCUCAAGAUGGACGCCGCCAAGUACGUCCCUGGCGAUUGCGCCUCAUCCUGGAAACGCUCCAUGGACGUGAUGGGCUUAGGUGAGGACACGCCGGAGACAGAAAUCAUCGACGGUGUCGAGUAUCCGAUAUUACCAGGCGGCCUAGUGCCUUGGUAA
Venustampulla echinocandica is the source of this 1212-nucleotide messenger RNA. RefSeq lists its product as uncharacterized. Lineage: Eukaryota; Fungi; Ascomycota; Leotiomycetes; Helotiales; Pleuroascaceae. The transcript has 2 exons. Bases 1 to 1212 code for a protein of 403 amino acids. The record is from RefSeq and is a predicted model, not a curated record.